AUGUCACAAUGUUUCAUCUUUGCCUUACAAGAGCGAUGGAGGCCUGAAACCCACACGUUUCAUCUUCCAAUAGGUGAGUGUACUGUUACUCUAGAGGAUGUUUAUAUGUUACUUGGUCUGCCCAUUGAUGGCAAGGCUGUUAAUGGAUCUGUUCAACAUGCUAAUUCAAUGUGUGAGAGAGUGUUGGGAAGAGAUCUAGUUGUGCCUACUCAAGGUUCAAGAGGCCAGGGUAUCAGUCUGGUCUCACUUAGAGCUUACUAUGAUGAACUCGUCUUUAUGGACAACUCUACCGAGGAGCAUGUUUGGUUAAUGACUAAGGUCUAUAUAAUGCUGAUGUUUGGUAAACUUUUAUUCCCGGAGUCGACAGUAUGGGGUUGGUGGAGAAUGCCGACGCUGUCCCCUGCAGGCAGGAACAACUACACGUUCCCUUAUGCAACAAGGUUCUGUGGUCCUAAAUUGGAUUACAGUAAGAAUCCGAGGGGGAGUGUUGUUUUGUAUCGGGACCUAAUUGAUCACCUCCGAGCUGAAGAUUUUAAUUGGAGACCAUACUUGUUGCUGGACCAUGAGCCAAACGAGAGUGACCGGGAAGUUUGGACUGCAGUAGUACCGAUAAUAAGGUUCAACAUCGUGGAGAUGCACCAAUCUGACCGUGUGAGACUGCAGUUUGGCAUGCAUCAACCGAUCCCGGAUCCCCCCACUGAUUUGGGUCGCUGGCAUAUUAAAAGAGUUAACAAUCAAUGGGACCACGCAGAUUAUCGUACAUUCGCACCUGAAUUUUGUGAGAUGUGGAAGCAGCGUCGCAGCCGAGGUGUUUAUCGUUUGAAGCAUCAUUUGGCCAAAACCAGAAAUAAUGUUAAGUCGUGUUUAGCUAUUCCAGAUGACAUCAAGAAAACAAUGUUGGAUAAGGUUUAUAAAUUACAAAAGAAUUUGCUGCAAAAGUCACAGGAUAUUAACAUUGAAGGUGAUAAUGUUGUUGCCAAUGAUGAUCUUGAGGUUGCUGAUUGUUUGGGUGGAAAAAGGAAAAGUCAGUGGUUCGAAGAAGAGGAGGUGCGAUUGACGGAAUGCGUCAAAGAGGAAGACAACGUCGAGAGGCUGAUAGCGAGGGACAGCAGGGAGCUGCACCUGAGGUUGGUCCGCAGCACCCGGCAUUUUCCGGAGGACCGACUGAUACUUCUUUAUUGA
Messenger RNA from Vicia villosa (hairy vetch), 1182 nucleotides. RefSeq names its product serine/threonine-protein phosphatase 7 long form homolog. NCBI's taxonomy places the organism in Eukaryota, Viridiplantae, Streptophyta, Magnoliopsida, Fabales, Fabaceae. Gene Ontology annotation, biological process: meristem maintenance; meristem development. The record is from RefSeq and is a predicted model, not a curated record. The coding region runs from base 1 to 1182 and encodes 393 amino acids. The transcript is spliced from 6 exons.